AUGGCUGACGCUGCUCCCCGUGGACGUGGAGGAUUUGGCUCUCGUGGCGACCGUGGUGGUGACCGUGGCCGUGGCCGUGGCCGCCGUGGACGUCGUGGUGGUGGAAAGGAGCAGGAGAAGGAAUGGCAGCCCGUCACCAAGCUCGGCCGUCUCGUCAAGGCUGGCAAGAUCACCAGCAUGGAGCAGAUCUACCUGCACUCUCUGCCCGUGAAGGAGUACCAGAUUGUGGAUUUCUUCCUUCCCAAGCUCAAGGAUGAGGUUAUGAAGAUCAAACCCGUCCAGAAGCAGACCCGUGCCGGUCAGCGUACCCGUUUCAAGGCUGUCGUUGUCAUCGGUGACUCUGAGGGCCACAUCGGUCUCGGAAUCAAGACCUCCAAGGAAGUCGCUACUGCUAUCCGUGCCGCCAUCAUCAUUGCCAAGCUCUCCGUUCUCCCCGUCCGCAGAGGUUACUGGGGUACCAACCUGGGUGAGCCUCACUCUCUGCCCGUCAAGCAGAGCGCCAAGUGCGGUUCCGUCUCCGUCAGACUUAUUCCCGCUCCCCGCGGUACCGGUCUCGUCGCCUCCCCCGCCGUCAAGCGUCUUCUUCAGCUCGCUGGUGUCCAGGACGCCUACACCUCCUCCUCCGGUUCCACCAAGACCCUCGAGAACACACUCAAGGCUACUUUCCUUGCUGUCGUCAACACCUACGGCUUCCUCACCCCUAACCUCUGGACUGAGACUAAGCUCAUCCGGAGCCCUCUGGAGGAAUUCGGUGAUGUUCUGCGCCAGGGCAAGAAGUACUAA
Aspergillus ochraceoroseus IBT 24754 is the source of this 783-nucleotide messenger RNA. RefSeq names its product 40S ribosomal protein uS5. The record is from RefSeq and is a predicted model, not a curated record. The transcript is spliced from 3 exons. NCBI's taxonomy places the organism in Eukaryota, Fungi, Ascomycota, Eurotiomycetes, Eurotiales, Aspergillaceae. Gene Ontology annotation, cellular component: cytosolic small ribosomal subunit; ribosome. Bases 1 to 783 code for a protein of 260 amino acids. Gene Ontology annotation, biological process: translation. Gene Ontology annotation, molecular function: RNA binding; structural constituent of ribosome.